AUGGGUAAAAAGAAGUCGGCGAAAAAACGUCGCUCCUCAGUGAAAAGUCAGGCAGAAUUGAAGAGUUUACGACGAGUUUCAUUACUAGAUUCGGCCACCCCGGAACCGAAGGAGAAGGCGAAGCUUUCAAAGGGCACUUCCCCUCCAUCACUGCCAGAAAAGCCUGUCAGUGAUAAUGGAAAGUCGACACGACAACGAAUAGCUUUUGUCCUUCCACGGGUCCCUGGAAAGAAACCACAAGCUUAUGUUUUUGACAAAAAGAGGCAAAAAGACAAAAGCAACAAGGCCACUCAGCCGACAAUCCAAGAAGAUGAUGACGACAACGGAAUUUCAAACAUUUUGAAGUCAACUGAAACCAUAGAUGAUAUACUGUUUCCAAACAGACGUCGAGAUUCUUCUGAAGAUCGCCAAUUACUUGGGGCCGAGCCGAUGGAAACAGAUGCUUCUCCCAGGAAGGCAAUGAUUUCAGGUGGUAGAUUCAUGCUUACGCAAGCAUCAACUUUCAAUGAAACUCAAAGCACAGUAGAAAAGAGACACGAGUUGAAUCUACAGUCUCCCAAAAGUAAGGAAGAUCGAAAUCAACGGAAGCUGUCAGAUCCAACGUCUCCCAAUAGUUUGGGCAAACUCUCUGGUCUUUCAGUUGAAGACGCAGUAAAGGACAAGUAUGGUCUUCGCCCUCGAGCGAAUUCGACUGAUGGAGAGCUCAAGCUUCCACAACGUGGACUAUGUGAUGAACGAAUGGUACUUGAAUCACAUCGGUGGAAAGAAGAUCAAAAUUAUGUCCAUCAAGUUGUCCCAAAAGGCUUCAUCAACUUAGGGAACACCUGUUUUCUGAAUGCAACCCUCCAGUGCUUGGCAUAUUUGCCACCCUUUUGUCAGUCGAUUCUCGCGAUAUCUGAAAGCAAACAGCGGCUAUCAAAGAAGAUGAAGAAGAAACUAAGCCAGGGACAGAGAAUUACAACGAUUCUGUCGACGUUGUACAAGAAGAUUCACAGCUUUGAUGAAACGAAUCGGGGCGAUGCAAUUGCACCGCAUGGUAUUGUGAAGACACUCCCAAGUAUUGGUACUUGUGGUUCAAGAAAUGGAUACAAGUUUCGGCCAGGGCGACAAGAAGAUGCGCAUGAGUUUCUUGUCCAUUUGUUAGACGCAAUGCACGAUGGGGAGUUGAAAGCUGCUGGUAUCAACCAGCAGGCAAGCGGUUGGCGAGAUAGACUUCCUGUUCCUCGUCUGGAUGAAACGACAUUUAUCCAUCGCAUUUUUGGCGGCUACUUCCGAAGUCAAGUCCGUUGUGGAUCAUGCGGUUACUGCAGUAAUACCUACGACCCUUUCCUUGAUUUGUCUCUCGAAGUCAGCAAGAAAACAUGCAGGAGCAUCCUCCAUUCCCUUGCUGACUUCACAAGCAAAGAAACACUCGAUUCAGAUAAUCGAUGGAAAUGCUCAGGAUGCAGCAAACACGUCCGUGCCACCAAGCAACUUACAGUCUUUCGGCCUCCGCUCUCGUUAUGUGUUCAGCUGAAACGAUUCUCUUUCGAAGGUGGAUUUGGAGCUCGAGGAUACUCGGCGUAUGGAACUCGUGGCUGGAAGUACGGAAAAAGCAACAACAAAUUCGGUGGGGGUGGGAAGAUAACGAAACCAAUCGAGUUUCCAGGCCAUCUGAACGUACCAUUAAGCGAUUCCCGGUCGUGCCAAUACGAUCUGACUGGAGUCGUGAUCCAUGUUGGAGGUAGUGCGAGUUCGGGACACUACACUGCCUACAUAAAGAAGCCCGGAAGGAGAGGGAAAGACCAAUGGUUCCAUGUUGAUGAUUCCUUUGUCGAGGCUGUCCCGGAAAAGACAGUGUUGAGACAACGAGAUGCCUACCUUCUAUUCUACUGUAGAAAGGAGGUCAAGCUUGAGUUUCCCUCUCCUCCACCUCAAGGAAUGUCUGCUUCUGAAGCAAUGAAGGUUAUGCGCGCACGAGCUAAAGCAAGGUCUGAUAGUUUCGGCAAAGAGUCACCAUCAGAAAUCAAUUCGAUGCAGGAGAAGGAGACUACAUCUUCCGUUGCCAGAUCUCCAAGCGUAUUUUCCAAAGGCAUCAUAGAUCAGUCAGAUUCUGAUUCCUAUGACAGUGAUUUUGAUCCAACAAAGGUCGCUGAUUCAUCUGAAUCCGAUGAUUCUGUCAGUGUUGAUCCCGAGAUUCAUGAGAGAAUUUCCGAGGGCACCACGACGGUUAUGAAAAGAACUGUAGCAACGACCCACCCAUUGUCUAGCCCGCUCCUUACGAAGAAAGGCAAAAACUUGGGUAAAUCUGAAUCACAGCUUGGGCAAGCUCUUUUCAAAAUGUCUCUGCCAAAUGAGAACGUGAAUGAACUAGAGUCGGAUUCAUCUGACAGUGAUUUUGAUCCGAAAGACCGACUCAGUGAUGAAGACUCGGACUUGGAUUCCUCCUCCGUUGAAAACAAAAGUACUAUCAACGGAUUUGGUGGUAGCAAACCUUCCGCUUCAAGCGGUAGUGAUGACUCAUCGAGUAGCAGUGACUCGUCAUCAAGCGAUGAUGACUCAUCAAAGAGUGGCGAUUCACAAAGUGACGAUGAUGGCAGUGACGACGCUUCUUCUGAAGCUGAAUCGAGUGCCAAGAUGAAUGUCCCACCUACAAAUCGCCGCGCGGAUGUGGUGAAUCUGCCUCAGAGCAGGUCUAACGACGGAUCUAUCAACAGCAAGAGCGAUAGUGAACAAAGUUCCUCCAGCAGUGAUUCCGAUAGACCGAACGAGCAAAAGAAUUCGAAGCAGAAUCCCUCGGAAUCUAGUCCUAUUAAAAGCAUAUCCAGUUCAAAGGCAUCAGUUGAAUCAUCACCAUCAGCCGAAAAGGCCACUUCGAAGCGUACUCGAGUGAUUCUUGAUCGCAAAGAUGCUCGAGAAAAAAUCCAAGUCAUGAUGGGCCCAAAGAAGAAGAAGCACUGGCAGUCAAAAGCAGCAACCGUUGGAGCGAAAGGUGAUGGCUUCGAUCUAUUGGGUAAUCUUAGCGUGUCGAAAUGGGACGACGAGGACGAUACUCCAGUGGGUGAUUCCCAAUCCCCAAGUAAAAGCUCAACUUCCGCUGAACGUCAAAAGAUCAUUGCGAAAAUCCACAAACAUGAGUCGUCAAGAAAGCGCAAGCAUCACCUUGAUCGAUGGGAUGCUCAUCUUGACCAAGGCAGGCUGAAAAAGACGAAACAAGAUAAAGCGAACAAACAAGCAUCAAUGUUUGGACAAUUUCCGAAAAACAAUGUAUUCCAGAAGAUCCAGAGCAGUGUCAGUCGAAUGAAGAAAGGAAAGCCCAAGGGUUUUUUCCAAGCAAAAGGACGAGUCACAAGUACUGCAGCCGGCCAUCGAAAAAAACGUUGA
Molecule: messenger RNA, 3363 nt
Organism: Cylindrotheca closterium
Lineage: Eukaryota; Bacillariophyta; Bacillariophyceae; Bacillariales; Bacillariaceae
Source: the annotation of a GenBank genome assembly